Molecule: messenger RNA, 1905 nt
Organism: Lethenteron reissneri (Far Eastern brook lamprey)
Lineage: Eukaryota; Metazoa; Chordata; Hyperoartia; Petromyzontiformes; Petromyzontidae
Product: odorant receptor 131-2-like
Biological process (GO): G protein-coupled receptor signaling pathway; detection of chemical stimulus involved in sensory perception of smell
Cellular component (GO): membrane
Molecular function (GO): odorant binding; G protein-coupled receptor activity; olfactory receptor activity
Source: RefSeq, a predicted model, not a curated record
GUGAGUGUUGCUCCAGGCCUCCCCAGCGGUCAACAUUCGUUGCGGUCCUGCGAUUCCACAGUCUAUCCAAAUCCUGUCCCAGGCAAGCAAAUGGAUGAGUGAUACAACACGGCAUUGUCACUCGAGCUGACCGCUCACCCUACACCAAGUCUCAUGUUGUUCUCAAGUCAGAAGCCGUGAAGGUUGAUGAAGAACACACCCAUUCAUCCAUCUUCUACCGUCUCACUUGCAACUAUGAUGACGUCAACCAUUUCUUCGGAUGUCAAUGUUUCAAAAGAAAAUAACAGCUCUACACUUGGAUUUAUACACACUUAUAAUACAUUUUCUGAUAUUAUUGUCAUCAUUAGCAUUCUACCGUGUACAGCAUUUCUUGUUUGUAUGAUAUUAACAAUUUUUGGCGAAAGUAAAUUACGGGAAAACCCUAAAUACAUAUUUUUUGUAAACCUGGUAAUUAGUGAUUGCAUAUUUUUAUUUAUCAUUGACAUUCCCUCUAUUAUGUUUUUAUCUAGGAUUAGCUUUAACGUUGGAGGCUGCUACUUUUAUGCAAGUUUGUAUAGAGGAUUGUUUAACAAUGGGGUCGCUUGCAUCGCCUUUAUGGCCAUAGAGAGAUAUGUUGCCAUAUGCAACCCAUUGCGUUAUCACAGCAUCUUUAACCAUAAAUCUUCUCUCAGAUGCCUGGGUGUGAUUUGGUUUGUUUCGUUCAUUUUUCCUAUUAUAGAAAUUAUAUUUACGUUCACAAAUUAUGCCUCAGUAUUUCAUCAAACAAUUGAUUCUUGUUAUAAUAUAAACGAAAAAUAUGUUUUGGAACAAAGCUAUAAUGUUACAUAUAUAAGACAAUCACUGCUUGUGAUAUUUUUUUGUGUAAGUAUUAUUAUACUUGUAAGCACAUAUAUAUUUGUUGCAAAAGCAGCUAAGCAAGCUGCUUCCGGUGAGUCUCAGGCCACCAAAGCCAAACGUACUCUUAGGCUGCAUGCACUGCAGUUAAUAUUAUAUCUGAGUGCUUUUGGAAUCCAACCAUUUAACACGUUGAUAGACCUAACCGUGAACAACUCUGAUUUGAAGUAUACGAUCAAAACAUUUUUGUAUUUUUGUAUGUUUAUCAGUCCAAGAUUUAUUAGUCCUUUUAUUUAUGGACUAAGGGACUCGGAGAUCCGACGGUGUCUCAGACAGAAGGUGUGUCGUGUUCAUAGCUUACUCAAAGUGGAGCCUCAAUUAAUGGCAAAACACACAUUAACAUAAUUGCUAAGUAUGAAUAAAAAAUAAGUUUUACCCAUUUUUAAAAGUUAUGUUUGAUACAUGUUUAAUUGUUCUUCAGUGAAGCAAAACAAUGCUUAGUAAUCCACUCAAAAUCUUAUGAAAUAUACUAUAAUUCUGCUGUUUAAAUUACAUAUGAAAAUGAAAUCAAAUGUUAAAUAUGCAUUGCUUGUCUUGAUUGUAUUGCAGUUACUAUUAUAUUUGAAGAGUUUUUGAAUAUAACUUUUCUUAACAUUGUCAACGAUGACGUUAUUUUCAACGUCAACAUUUAAAAUACGUUUCUACUGUACUCUAUUGUGUGUGGACCAGACGUCACUUGAUGGGAUCUCCAGAUGUAGGUCUGUGAUAUCCCCUCCGGUGGGCUGUUUUCUAACAUGAAGGGUUGCACUGCUCUGCCUAUACCACAAUCGGGAUAAAAUUGGUGAAACAGUCACAAUAUAUUUUAAUUAUGUUCUAUUCUAAGCUUUUACGUAUCUUUGUAGACUAAAAGGAAAUAAGGUACCUCGAUAUUUAAGAUGGAGUCCUGGCCAUGCAUAGAAAUAAACAUAUAUGUCCACAUUUGCCUUUUAGUAUCGUAAUAUACAUUUAUUUUAUGAAUGCCUAGCAUUUUUUUUAAAGGAAAUGAAGUUAUAUAUAAGCUUAAUCUUGUAA